AACACCAAUCUAUUUCAUCUAUGUCUUCAUGCUUCACAGUCAUGUUGGAAGAGGAAGGGGCCAUCUUCCCAAUCGAUCCUACUUUUUUACAACUGACAGUUGACAGUGGAACAUUUAGGAUCGAGGAGAUUUCUCAACUGGACUAUUUGUACAGGUGGCAUCUUAUCACAGUCGAACGCUGGAAUUCACUAAGCUCCUGAGAGUGAUCCAUUCUUUCACAAAUGUUUGUAGAAACAGUUUGCAUGCGGAUUUUAUACACCUGCAGCCAUGGAAGUGAUUGGAACACCUGAUUUCAAUUAUUUGGAUGAGUGAGGUAAUACUUUUUGCAACAGAAGUGUCUGUAUGUGUGUGUUGUAACCCAGUUUAUGUCUGUCAACGCAGGUGCUUGAGAGUAGUGAAGGGCCAUGUCCAAGGGCCAAUUACACAGUUUAACCAAAAGAUGUCACUGUGAUGUAGGUGAACAAAGUGCCUUCUAUCAAAUGUUUGCCUUCGUAUAUGCCGUUAUAAUAGCAUUUAUUUAAUAAUUUAAAACAAAGCGUGCAUACUUAUGAAUGUAUCUGUUUAACCAAAAAUGCUGCUUUGCUCAAAUGUGCCGUUUCCAUUACUUUCCAUUUAGUUUUGCAGAAUCAUUUCUCUGACCAAGUAAAAAGAAGAGAGGUAGAAUAUUUUUCAAUGCAUUUUUAGCCGCAGCGCUUGUCAAGCACCUGUGGGGCAAAACUUCCAAGUUACCUACGCGUGCAAUCAAGAUGGGCAGGCGAGCAAACAGAUUUCAGAAUAGCAAUUUUACCGGCUGACGUAAGAGGUGGGUCUGGUUGUCUUGACAACCAAUUGGCACUGAAGUGUGGAGCCGUUCCGUGGCCCCGCCCCCUGUACAAAUACCCCUAUGGCUUUGACGUCAAUGUACGUCAACCCGAGAACAUGAUGCCUCUUAGCGAGUCAACUCGUGUUCUCUGUAGCUGAUAGAGGCACCUCAAGCUGAAAUAUUAUCGCUCUAUUGUACCGGGAGAACGUGGCGUGACAGCCCUGUGGUUCAGCGAAUGACUCGCCGCGUAUAAGGGCGAGUCAGCGCCACAUUGGCGUUUUUUUAAGCCGGUAGUGGCGGCAUAGAAAUCAACUUUGUCUAUUUUUAAUGGACACGCUUCGGGCGGCGGUAGCAGCAGCAGCAGCGGCGGGCGGUUUGUUUUCCUUUUGUCUUUAUCUCUAGCUGCUCAAGCAAGCCUGUCUGAGUCCCCCCCCCCCCCCCCUCUGCCUCUACCUCUUUCACAAGCAGUCCCAUUUAUAACAGCAUGGUCAUGGCCGACAGUGUCCAAAAACCGCUGCUCCGGGGUCCGGUCCGAGUGGGCUUCUACGACAUCGAGCGCACGUUAGGAAAAGGCAAUUUUGCUGUCGUGAAGCUGGCCAGACACCGCAUUACCAAGACCGAGGUGGCCAUUAAGAUCAUUGACAAGACCCAACUGGAUGCUGUUAACCUGGAGAAGAUCUACAGGGAAGUUCAGAUCAUGAAGAUGCUGGACCACCCCCACAUCAUCAAGCUCUACCAGGUGAUGGAGACGAAGAACAUGCUGUAUUUAGUCACAGAGUACGCCAAGAAUGGCGAGAUCUUCGACUACCUGGCAAAGCACGGCCGCCUCAGCGAGCUGGAGGCCAGGAGAAAGUUCUGGCAGAUACUGUCUGCGGUCGACUACUGUCACAACCGAAACAUCGUCCACAGAGACCUGAAGGCAGAGAACCUGCUGCUGGAUGGCCACAUGAACAUCAAGAUUGCAGAUUUUGGAUUUGCGAACUUCUUCCAGCCUGGGGAGCCUCUGGCCACAUGGUGCGGCAGCCCACCGUAUGCCGCCCCAGAAGUCUUCGAAGGACAGCAGUAUGAAGGUCCGCAGCUGGACAUCUGGAGCAUGGGGGUGGUGCUUUAUGUGUUGGUGUGUGGUGCAUUGCCCUUUGAUGGACCUACUCUGCCUGUGCUCCGACAGAGAGUUCUCGAAGGAAGGUUUCGCAUCCCCUACUUCAUGACUGAAGACUGUGAGCACCUGAUCCGCAGGAUGCUGGUACUGGACCCGUCCAAGCGUCUGUCCUUGGCUCAGAUCAAGGAGCACAAAUGGAUGACUCUGGAUGUUCCCGUGCAGAGGCCGGUUCUAUACCAGCAGCCGCUGUCUACAGAGGGCGAGCCGGGCGUCGGAGAGUACAGUGAGCAGGUCCUUCGCCUCAUGCACAGCCUCGGCAUCGACCAACACAAGACCAUAGAAUCUCUGCAGAACAAAAGCUACAACCACUUUGCUGCUAUUUACUACCUGCUGGUGGAGCGGCUCAAGGCGCAUCGCUGCAGCUUCCCGGUUGAACAGCGACUCGACGCUCGCCAGCGGCGCCCCAGCACCAUUGCCGAACAAACAGUCAUCAAGUCCACCAGUGGCUCAGCACAGGUGGGUUUGCCCCUGCAGGGUGUACGUUUGUUGCGUCCCCCCACCAUUCCGCAACCGACUUCUGACGCUUGCACCUUCCCCCAGACCGCCUCUCCCCUGGAGCAGAAUUUCAUGGUGGAGGAUAUCAGCACGCCCAAAGUGAACGGCUGCCUUUUAGACCCCCUCCCUCCCAUCGCUGUCCUCCGCAAGUCCUCUACCUCGUCACCCAGCAACAUGAUGGAGACAUCGAUUGAUGAGGGCAUCGAGACUGAAGAGCCGGAUGCAGAGGAUGAUCCCGCCCACCUGCUUUCAGCCUAUCAGACGGCUCGAUUUGGCCAACGGCGGCACACCCUGUCUGAGGUCACUAACCAGCCGGGACCUUCAAAUCCAGGUAAAUUAUUCACUAUGGGCCACAACCCAUCCAUGGGAAGCGUCGACUCAGACAUUGGCUACGACAUGGGGUCUGCUCAAAGUGACCUCGGCCUGCUGGAGGACUCCCCCUCCCUCAGCGAAGUGAUACCGGCCAGCAGCUCUACCCCUGGCUGCAGCCCCGCGCCUUUCAUGAUGGCAAGACCUCCAAACCCAGCAAUGGUUGCCUUGACAUCGCAGCACAGGGAGAUGCUUAACCGCUCGCCGAUCAGCUUCAGGGAAGGACGCCGUGCGUCUGAUACCUCCCUCACACAAGGUCUGGUGGCGUUCCGGCAGCAUCUCCAAAACCUGGCGAGGACCAAAGGCAUCUUGGAGCUAAACAAAGUCCAGAUGCUGGUGGAGCGGAUGGGCUCUGGGGAUGGGGCCGUUGCUGGUCUCCUGGGACCACAGCAUCAUUUGCACAACCUGCUGGAGGGCGAGGCCUGCAAGCAGCAGGAGGGCCUAGCUUUAUACCAAGGUGAAGCCCAGCCGCCUCUCCUGUCCCGCAGACAGAGUUUGGAAACACAGUACCUCACACACAGACUGCAGAAGGCCAACAUCUUGGCAAACAGUCCUGCUAGCUGUCAGAUUUUCUGUAAGGAGACUCCUCGCAGUUUAGAGCAGCAGCUACAGGAACACAGACUGAACCAGAAGAGGAUGUACCUACAGCAGCAGUCACAAGGCAUGGGACUGCAGACCUAUUUCAACCAGAUGCAGAUAGCUGAAGGCUCCUACACACCAGUCGGCCCUGCUCUGGACCCUGCUGCGCCUCAGGGUCCCCCUCAGGGCCCUUCCAUGCCAGCUGGCGGCCAGCCUCAGCCCCUCCAGCAAGGCAGCCCUCAGGCUUCCUCCCCCUACGGCCACACCCUCAGCCUGAGCCCUCUAAUGCCGCCAGGUGAGGGCGUGGUUUACGAUCCCUACAUGAGCCAUCACCACUACACCCAACAUCUGCCUCAUGGAGCCCACCACCAGCUCCACCACCAGCAGUCUCACGAUGCUUCCAGCAGUGGCAUGGGCUUCGGUUUCCCUGUAGGCUGUGAGCAGCAGGCCCUCGGGCCCUCCCCUGAGGUUCUUCCCCCAGACCAGUACGAGUUCUCCAUUAACCCCAGCUUACUGCCGCCACCUGCUCCAGGAGAGGUGGAGGCCAGAGCUGUGCCUGGGGUUCUGGCUGGGGCGGCACAGUCGGACAACCUCGGGAUGAACGAGCUGCCAAGUUCUCUGCUGGACAGCGAGAUGAUGGAGACUGUGGACUCCCAGCAGGGCUUCGUACUGGUCAACUAAUUAGAGAGCAGUGUUAAAACAGCAACACAGCAUUAAGAGCAGGGAGAACGGAGAUGUAAGCGGAGGUUUUAAGCGUAGCAGCAGGGAAGGAAGUGUUCACCUUUGUGCAACUAAUAGAAACUUAAUUUCUUAGUUGUAAGAAGCCUCAACUUUUGUACCAAAAUCCUCCCUCAACCCUACCUCCCUUUCUCCUUCUACUCCCCUGUUCUUGUUCUCAUCUGCUCCGCGAGGCGGGAGGAGGCCCGUCGCCGUGCCGACGCGGUGAGGCUACUGUCACCAUGUGCGCGAGCCGUUUUAUGAGACUGCCGCAGGGGGAUGCUGCACAUCCUCGAGGCUGUGAGGGAGCAGCGUUUCAUCUAGAAACAGUUUGAAAGCAAACUUAUUUAGGGACUUGAAACUGAACGCCAACCAAAAGCACAAAGGCUGGUCGUGAUGUUUUGUACUUCAAGUACCGUCGACAACAAUAUGACUGAAUAUGUUCUGAAUCUGUAUCUUCUGUGGAUUUUGUUUAUUUCUUUUGAGAAGAUAUAGGGUGAAAAAAACUAGUGAGCAGUAGCAGAUGGCCCUCAUUUAUCAUGGUACCAUAAAUAUUAACGCAAAUUCAAGUGAUUCAAGCUGGUGUUUUGUGCAGGUAUAUUAUAAUGGUCUUAAACAGGUCUCAACACUAUCACUUUGUUAUGUUCUUGAUGAACAAGAACGUCACAAAUAUUCUCAAUCGUGCUACAUCUGUUAACCGUUAAAGACGAGUUUUAUUUUGUGACGUAUGAUUCAUAAAUUGUAACUACUGAUCUCAAGCUAUUUCCAACACUACUGAUUGCUGUCCCAGUUCCAGUGCACCCAUUACUAUGAUUACCUGUCUGGUCCAAGCGUAGGGUCAUGCCUUCGCCUGGUACAUGAGGGCUGAUGUUGAUUAAAUGCUUAAAAGUUGAGGGAUUAGUGUUAAACGUAUGUCUCUGUUUCUGUGGCAAUACUGAAGCAAUAUUAAUCCUGAAUGUUGAAGGGUUGGGAAUGGAAGCCUCUGAUUGGUUCCCGGCAGAACUCGGGAGUUACCAGCGGUGACAUCACUGGAGCGGAUGAUGUAAGCAGGAGAUAAACUCACUGUUGUUCGCUCUAGAAACGCACUGACACGCAUAGAAGCCGUUGCAUGGAGGGUGCUGUGCAAAAGUUUGGGUUUUAAAUUGUUGAGUUCCUUCAAAAAUAAGCCAAUAGAAUAUCAUUUCCAUAAAUAUAUUCAUUAAAAAAAUGCAAGAAGUGCUCUUUUUGCCCUGCAAGCAUCAGAAGUUGUCUUCAAAUUUGUUUUAAGGUACUGAGCAGGUAGGGAGUUUUAAGCAGAUCGGAAACAGUCUUUUUACAUUUCUUAAACCUUUUGCACAGUACUUGUUUUUGAGAUCAUUUCUACAUUACUUCCUCUGCUGCAGUCAUCCCUCUACUAUUUUGUUUUCUUAAUAACCCACUUAAAGACUCCCUACAUCAGAUUUCCUGAGUGAAGUUUGCCCUCUGUCGCUGUGGCUGCUGCGAGAUGAAGCCCAGCAUCCUUCAGCUGACAGGGGAUCCUGAUUGUUUUCUCACCAUUCUGUUAAGGUUUUUUUUUUACUUUAACGACGCUCAGACUCUGUUCAAUCGAGUACAUAUAACUCUGACAGAUGAUCGGUUGGAAUGACAGCAGUUGAGAUGAGAAUAUCGGCCUGCGACCAUCUGCCAGACUGCGUGGCCUGUGGUGGUUUGUGGUUAAACUGUAGGAAGGUUUGAAGUCGGAUCCAGCAGCAGAGCAAGGCGCUCCCUCAGAUUUGACGCUGACAGUUGAACCGUCUGUAGUGAUGGCAACAAAAGGUGCCCUAACUUUGGUUAUUGACUUGCAGAGAUUACAUGUAAAACAAACCAAGAAUGACCUGAGUAUUGUUUAGCUCAUUUGUAUGAACAAUAUUUAAAAAAAAAUCUUGUGUUUUAUUAGGAUUUGAUGUAAGCGAUCAAGAAAAGUAGCACAAAACUGUGAAGGGGAAGGAAAUUUAUAAAUGGUUUUCAAUCACAUGAAUAAGCUUUGAUCUAAACAAUUUUGUUGAAGCUCUGGCUGCUGCAGUAAACCUCUACCUAGAGUAUCUAGGAUUGUCCUCCAUGUAGCUCCAUCUGUUUUUCGAUCAUCUCUGACCAGCUUCCCCAUCGUUGCUGAAGAACAGCAUCCCCACAGCAUGAUACUGCCACCAAUGGUUCUCCUCAGGGUUUCUACAGAGUCUUAAACAGUAUGAAAUUUUCCAAGUCUGGAAAAAUGUUGGAUGUUCCAGAUUUUAUUCCGUAUUUCAUUAACAAAUGGUCAAAUUUUAAUUUCAGAAGAAUAAAGGGCUUUUUUUUUUUCAGAUGACUUUCCUCAUUUUUGACUUGCUUCAUCACAACUUGACUUAUGUCCAACUCUUUGACCAGAAAUGUAUGCAUAUUCUUUAAAAAAAAUCCAAUAAAGAUUAUCAGUUCAGUCCCUUUUUAGGCUUCUAAGAAUGAGUUCUCUAGAACCUUUAGUUCAAAACAUUAAAACCCCCGCAUUAUUUUUUCACAAAUAAAGAAAGGUAUAAUACUUCACAUGCUGGGAUCUUAUACUGGUUAGAAAAGAGUCUGCAUUUAAUGUAGGAUAAACCAACCCAGAUGCAAGACAUCUGUAUGUUCUAGAUUUUGAAAUGGAGCUGAUCCAAGUAUGUUCAGGCGACCCUUUACCUACACUGGCAAAUCAUAAGCAAACAUCUUUGCCGUUUUAAGAUUUGUAGAUUUGAAAGAAUUAGAGUUGGGGUUUUGUACUCCAAUGUUCACAAUGUUGCAAAAACUGUUGGAAAAAUCUAGAAAUUUGAGUCUGGAAAAGUGUGGAAUGUCAGGAUGGAACAUUUGUAGGGACCAGGUCUCCCGCACUUAAGUCAGAAACGUUCGGUUCUGGUCUCACCUGACCUGCGAUCCCUCUUGAACAUGUUUGCUGUUGCCCCUACAUGGCUUUUUGAAAACUCCAAAACGGAUUUCCAACUCGUAUGGACUUCUUUCUUCUUGUCGCUCUUCUAUGCAGACCACAUUUGUAGACUAGAAGACUAAUAGUUGUCCUGCCGAAAGAUGUGCCAACUGAGCUAUGGAUCUCUCAAGCUCCUCCAGAGUUACUUUGUUGCUUCUCUGGUUGAUCUUUGUUCUCCAACAGAUUUCUGAGUGACAGCUGAUUGAGCUGAAUUAUACUAAGAGGUAUCAGAGGCUGAAUACAAAUGCAUAUCACAUUGGAAACAUCCCCAUGGUGACAAGAGGUGGUGGCAGCAUCAUGCUGUGGGGUUGCUGUUCUUCAGUAGGGAUAGGGAUCCUGGACACUUAACAGCUAUGUGCUGCUUUGUGUUGGUCUAUCAUAAAAUCCCAAUAAUUUCCAUGAAACUUUGUGGAAGGAAUGUGGUAAAAUUUGACGUCCAUGGAGUAAGACACCUUUUGCAAGGUUGACUGAACAGUUACACUUUGGCCACUAGUUGCUAAAACAGCCUCCGUUGACCAGAAUGCAUUGCAGGCCUAUUGCAAAACUCUCCUCGUGUUCUCAUUACCAGUUCCACCCUUCAAUUUACAAACUCGGCAUGUUUAUGUAAUUCAGCCAUAGUUUGACAGGAAUAAGCUCACAACCAGUUUGUGGGUUUAAAUGUCCAUUAUAUAGAAAUAAGGAAUGAAGUAAAAUGUAUGAGGCUUGGUAUAAGUUUGAAAUAAUUCUGAUGCUGUUUGAGCAUUAAAGUGGUGGGGGGUUGCCUUUGUGGAGGGUCACACUGAAAGAUCUACAGGAAGAUCUGUGGAGGAUGAAUACUGGAGCACUUUGACAACAACGGGGAAAUGAGGGAGGAGAGAAAGGUGGGAAAGGUUUGCGGCUUCCUGGCAGAUGAAACGGACCACAAUCAGCAGGAAACACCUUUCACCUCCCUCUUCUUCAACAAUAAUGGGCACAAAACCCCUUUUCUUUCAAGGAAAGACCAGACCGAGUGUGACACUUGUUGUGACUGCCGAUCUGAAUUUGAGAAAAAGCAACACUUUUCAGUUUAUUAUGAUGAGUGUUCUUGGUGUGGCUGUAGUGAAUCCUCGUGUGGAGGAGUUGUGUUAAAUAGUGUUCAGUGUGCCUUUUUACUUAUUUUCAGUCUAAAUUUGAUUGACUUUUUCUGGUUCUGUUUUCUUGAUUACAAUGACUUCCUCUCUGUUUUUAAUGAUUUUGUUUUCCUAAAAGUAAGUAGAGCCAAGUUUUCCAAAGGUACCAAAGUCCCUCAGAAGUUUCCCUGUACGACCCACCAUGUGGAGUUUUGGAGCUUCUUUAUUAUCUUCUCUACUGUUCUUUUUUCCUAGCUGGUCAAUCUAUGUAUGCCAUUUAAAAGUAUUAUAGCAAUAUUUCUCUAGCUGAAGACUAGUCAUGAAGAUUCUAGUGUGUUUCCAGGUAUCAUAAUUUCACCUCCUGCUGAUAAAAACAAACAAAAAGUCAAUCAAUGGAAAUCCAGUUUUAUAUUUACCUUCAUUGAUGUUGACCACACAUAAGCUAACUUGCUGUUGAGAUUAAAAAGGUUUAUUGAACAGAA
Molecule: messenger RNA, 8635 nt
Organism: Girardinichthys multiradiatus
Lineage: Eukaryota; Metazoa; Chordata; Actinopteri; Cyprinodontiformes; Goodeidae
Gene: sik2b
Product: salt-inducible kinase 2b
Exons: 15
Coding region: 1287-4085 (932 amino acids)
Biological process (GO): intracellular signal transduction; protein phosphorylation; microtubule cytoskeleton organization
Cellular component (GO): cytoplasm
Molecular function (GO): protein serine/threonine kinase activity; tau-protein kinase activity; ATP binding
Source: RefSeq, a predicted model, not a curated record